Molecule: messenger RNA, 591 nt
Organism: Elaeis guineensis (African oil palm)
Lineage: Eukaryota; Viridiplantae; Streptophyta; Magnoliopsida; Arecales; Arecaceae
Source: RefSeq, a predicted model, not a curated record
AUGGUAGCUAACAGAACUCAAGGGUCAUUGCCUAGCAAUACUGAAAUGAACCUGAAGGAGCAUGUGAAGACAAUUACCUUGAGGAGUGAAAAACAACUAGGGGAACAACAAGGGAAAGAGUCUGUUAAAGAACAAGUAAAGGAACAAACUCAAGAAGAAACUAUGAUCAAAGAGAAGCUAAAAGAGAAAAAGGAAGAGCUAGUAAAGUCCUACAAUCCACCAGUUCCUUUUCCUCAAAGGCUCAAGCAAAGUAAGGAUGACAUGAACUUUCUGAAGUUUUUGGAGGUCUUCAAGAAACUACACAUAAAUAUUCCAUUUGCAGAGGCAUUAGCUCAGAUGCCUAGCUAUGCCAAAUUCUUGAAGGUCAUCCUUUCCAAAAAGAGAAGGCUAGAGGACCAUGAGACAGUCAUGCUCAUCGAAGAGUGCAGUGCAAUCAUUCAGAACAAGUUGCCAUCAAAAUUAAAGAAUCCAGGGAGUUUUACAAUUCCAUGCAAUAUUAGCAAUAUCGAAUUCACUGAAGCAUUGUGCGAUUUAGGUGUUAGCAUUAACUUAAUGCCUUUAUCUGUUUUCAGGAAGCUUGGACUAGGGGAU